Tetranychus urticae (two-spotted spider mite) is the source of this 578-nucleotide messenger RNA. RefSeq lists its product as uncharacterized. Lineage: Eukaryota; Metazoa; Arthropoda; Arachnida; Trombidiformes; Tetranychidae. The record is from RefSeq and is a predicted model, not a curated record.
UUAAACUGUUGAUAAGUUUUUCUGAUUUUUGUCUUUUAAUAAACUUAAAAUUAUGGCAAAAACUCUGAUUUUUGUAUUAUCUGCUUUGUGCUCAACCAUAAUUGCUGCACCACUCGAUGGGCUGGCUACUUAUGAGCUUGAUGGUAUUGAACACACUUAUUCACUUGACUUUGAAAUCGGAGAAAUGGAUCACCAAGUUGGUCCAUUUCCUUCGUCCAUGUAUCCAAGUAAACAAGUUAACAGAUAUGAAUGGGUUGGUGAUAGAUCAUAUGAGCUGAACAAAAAUAUGAUCUUUAAAAGCCAUUCAACCAACAACUAUACGAUUAAAACGGUUAUGCCAUUCAGUCAAAUUGAUACCAUUUUCUUUGAAUGGCAAGACAUGAGUCAGAUCUAUGGACACGUUGAAGAUGCUAACAUUCAGACUGCUUAUUUGACUGAAACUACACCAAACCAACCACGAAUUACCAAGAAAUAUUGUGCAGAUGAUGAGUAUCCAAAAAACCUUGCUGGUAGUCUGGCUAGUCGAAGCCUUUCGCUGUGUUAGUCGUGUAAAACAAUCAAACUGGUGAAUCCUGCAA